Chaetomium fimeti is the source of this 1467-nucleotide messenger RNA. RefSeq lists its product as uncharacterized. The transcript has a single exon. Lineage: Eukaryota; Fungi; Ascomycota; Sordariomycetes; Sordariales; Chaetomiaceae. The coding region runs from base 115 to 1092 and encodes 325 amino acids. The record is from RefSeq and is a predicted model, not a curated record.
CCCCGCCGAAGUAUGUACAUAUGUACCAUGGUUUUAGAGGUUCCAUCCGACGUGCUUCCAUGCAAACCCCGCUUUCUGCUCAAUGUGUUUUCUUCGGUGGGCGGCAGCUAUUGAAUGCUGCCUUCCCCGACAACAUUGCCGCCAACUUGGGGACCCCCCUGGGUUACACCCCUGCUUAGAGAACCGCUCAGCUUCCCAACCAUGGCAGAGCCGUUCAGUAGGAAAGCCAUUGCCAAGGCAUUCUUCGGCCUCGACAUCACCGAUGAUAAACCCUCCUCGACAGUGGGAAACCAACGCCCUAAGAAGGGGAGCAAGACGAAGGCGCCCAUCACAACGAAGCAGGAAUCCCGACUACUCAACUUGCCAGUCGAGAUCCGACUUCAAAUAUACGACCUGCUUCUCGUCAGCUGGUUCAAUCGCUGGGACAACCCAUCCUGGUCGGUCGGGAACACUCAUCAGAAGUUGAUCUUGUUGGAUUCCAUCAAGGAUCGACAGUACCGAACCAUGGAUCCGGCUGUUCUGCAAGCGUGCAAGCAAGUCUACUCCGAGGCGGUCCCGAUACUCUAUUCACGGAACGUGUUCCGCUUUAACGACCCGCACUUGAUGUUUCGGCUCAUGGUUCAGAUUGGGGAUACUAAUACGAAACUGAUUCGAUCUCUGGAUAUCUACGUGCCCCCCGACGCCGACAGAGAUUCGUGGUUGAAUCUCCUCCAUGUCCUUCCCACCGCCACCACGGCUCUGAAGACGGUCGUGAUGAGUUGGUGGGGGGAGGGGGAUGACAAGCUCUGUGAACGACUGAGCUUGGGGAAGGACGUAGCCUUUGCUCAGGCUCUAGCGGGGCUAUCGACAUUGGGCCUGGAGAAGCUGAAGAUUGAGGGAUAUUACGCUCAGAGCUGGCCUGCGUAUUUCAGAGACAAGUUCGGGGCGCGAGUGGUUGAGGCUGAAGAGGGUCGUCCACGCCCACCGAGAGACGACGACGAUGACUGGAUGCGCGAGUUGAACAAAAGGUCCUUGGAGGAUUUCAGGAAAUAUCAGGAGGGAACCGAGUUGCUGAAUCCAUGGGAAGAAGUUGGUAACGCAACAUUCUUCUGAAUCGCUCAACAUUCGUCAUACAGUGUUGUGUUAAGCACCAGUGUGAUCGGCGGCUACAAUAUGCUGGAUGACUCCCCUUUGUUCAUUGUUAUGUUAUUUGAGCCAUUGACGAGUUGGGUGUGUACUUGCGGGCAAUGUGAGGAUAUCAUAUUAGACUGGGGCGAGGCAUACAUGAGGGGGAGAGAGUCCAAGAGACUGAAGAUCAGGUUGAUGUUUCUACCCUGAUUCCACCCCACAAACUCAAAGCGGUGAUGGAGGGUUUCCAGCAGUCCCAUAUAUAGCCGUGAGGUCACCAAGCCCGCCCCUAAAUUUCCCCAUUCCCUUUAAUGGUUCGCCGGCCGGCUCGUCGCCGCUUUAUGAACCUGGCUCACGCAA